AUGUCUUCGGUUCACGGCGGUUCGGCCGCCACCGCCGCCGCGUCCUCGUCGUACUCUUCCCGCACGCAACGAAGCACAGGCACCACCGCUGUUGCACCCUCAGCCGCCUCGCGUUCGAACCAGAAUCAGCGACAAAGGGCCCCGGAGCCACCUGUGAAUCGGGACUUUUCCCACAUAUGGGGUAGUGAUAGCCUCGACGACGUCUCCUUGACGAUGCCGCCCAUCUCCGGAGGCGACACCACCGAGGACGGCCAGUACCUCAGCGCCUUUGCCGACAGCGAGUUUUCCUCGCCCUCGAGCUAUCCUUCCUUCGUAAACCCACCGAUAGGGGAGGAUCCGCACGCACGCCAGGCUCCCGGUCAGCCUCACCAGGCCGCCGCCGCCUCAUACCCCGGCUCCGCUGCCCCUCCCCGCCGCGCUUCCGCCUGCGGCCGUGCCGUGCCCGCCCCUUCACGAUCCACGACCCAACUCUCCGCGUCGAGCGUCGGCGAGUCCCAAAACACGCUCUUCACCAACGACUUUGGCGACGAGCCGCUCACCUCCCAGAGCACGCAGAGCUCUUUUGCCGACAUGCCUGUGUCGGUCACCCGUCGCGGCACCCUGGCCGAGGACUCCGACCUCGCCCGUGCCGCUAAGCGCCGUCGAAUGCCCGCUGCGGCUGCUGUAAACCCUGCCGAGACGACUCCUCUGGUUUUGCCACUUCCGUCGGACGACGACGACGAGGACGACGACCUUUUUGGGGAGAAGGAGAACCCGCCGCCGAACGACGAUGACCUCGCGACAAUCGAUCUUACCGAAGCCAACGACGUGCCCGAGAACCUCAAGAAGCCAGAGGUGGACAACCGCGUCAAGCUGUCGGCGUUUCAGUGCGUCAUCUGUAUGGACGACGUCACGACGCUGACCGUCACGCAUUGCGGACAUUUAUUCUGCCAGCAGUGCCUGCACUCGUCGCUCCACGUCGACUCCACGCGCGGCAAGUGUCCCAUGUGCCGCGCGAAAAUCGACAUGAAGGCCCGGGCGUCGUAUAACUCCAAGACCAAGGGCUUCUGGCCGCUCGAGCUGAAGCUCAUGACGAAGACGAAGCAGGGCAAGCGCAAGGCCGGUGACAUUAGUUGA
This is a messenger RNA of Purpureocillium lilacinum, 1116 nucleotides long. Its product is annotated as SUMO-targeted ubiquitin ligase complex subunit slx8. Lineage: Eukaryota; Fungi; Ascomycota; Sordariomycetes; Hypocreales; Ophiocordycipitaceae. The record is from RefSeq and is a predicted model, not a curated record. Gene Ontology annotation, molecular function: SUMO-ubiquitin ligase activity.